GAUAACUUCCUGUCCCCGCCCGGAGCUCACCACAGCUUCCUGCUGCGGGCAGGCAGGCGCUGAGUGUAGGAGAGGAGGGCAUCAGGGGACGGACCGUCGGGACCAGGGACCAGAUGGAGACCACCUCUCUGGGCCCCAGCCUCCUCUGGCUCCUCGUCCUCCUGUUCCCAGCCCUGCUGGUCACUGCCCUGUGUUUGUGCUGCCGGGACUUUCCGGGCCCCAACUCUGAGGUCCCCUCAACUGAUGGCCCACAGCAGCCAAGCGGAUUAGUCAUCCUCAAACCCCGCUGUGAGUAUGACUGUAACUGGCCACCUGCAGUACCCUGCCAGCCAGAUCUGCUCCCUAUCCCGAGGUCUCCACAACCCCCAGAGCCAUCACGCCGGAUUCCUUCUUCUCGACGGGAUGUAGAUACCCGCAGUGAGCCCAGCUACGAGAAUGAGGAACCUGAGGAUGCUGACGAAGAAGAUGACUACCAUAAUAAUGAAGGCUAUCUUAUAGUUCUUCCAGAUGGCUCCCCAAACUCUAGCUCUGAACCUUUGCCCAACUCGGCACCUAACCUGGUCAGUCCUGGCCUUCGGGAGAGUCCUUCUUCCACCUUGUGCGGAGAGGAUUAUGUGAACGUUUCAGCUUCAGAGAGUACCGAAGUGUCUCUGGGUGGUAGCUGUGAAUAUGUGAACGUGCCAGAGGCCCAGGAGAAAAGAACACCUUCCAGCAGGACCCCAGUGACUGACCAGGAUGGUGAGGAAGAGGGGCCCGAUUAUGAGAACGUACAGGAACAAAAUGGACAUUCUUUCACCUGAGUCCCAGUGUCUCUUGGAUAUGUGGGAAGGGAAGCAUCGGUGGAGUUGCUGACCACCCUUGCCUUCAGAUUCUUAUCCAGACACCGUCCUGAGAGUCAGCCUUUUAACUUAUUGUCACUUUGGAAAUUCCCCUGUCCGGACCUCAUCCCUUAGCAGUCUGCACCUUCUUCUCCUGACGUAGCCUGAGAACAACUACCCUCUCUUCUCCCUGGCCUAUGGGCCGUAGUCCAUCCUUAGUGUAUUGAAAUAAAAUCUAUGACUUUCUAGCUAA
Molecule: messenger RNA, 1071 nt
Organism: Antechinus flavipes (yellow-footed antechinus)
Lineage: Eukaryota; Metazoa; Chordata; Mammalia; Dasyuromorphia; Dasyuridae
Gene: LAT
Product: linker for activation of T cells
Exons: 13
Coding region: 114-800 (228 amino acids)
Biological process (GO): signal transduction
Cellular component (GO): membrane
Source: RefSeq, a predicted model, not a curated record